AUGUACGGUCCACACUUGUUCCCCCCGCCCCCCUCCAGUCUGGUGAACACCUACGCUCCACCUACUCCGCCUCCAGCAGCAAACGGCUCCACCAACUGCAUUUUGGGAGCAGCAAAGCCAGCUCCACCUGCUCCGCCAGCAGUAUGCGCAAAGCCGCUCCACCUGCGCCUACCCACUUACUCCCCCUCCAGUAGCAAAGCCAGCCCCACCUGUACUUACUCCACCUCCAUCGCAAAUCCGCUCCCCCUGCCCCACCUCCAGCAAAAAAUCCAGCUCCACCUACUCCACCUCCAGCAGAAAUCCAGCUCCACCUACUCCACCUCCAGCAGCAACCCGGGCUCACCUGCUCCACUCCAGCGCAAUCCGGCUCCACCUGCUCCACCUCCAGCACAAAUCCAGCUCCACUUGCUGUCUGAGCAGCAAUCCGGCUCCACCUACUCCCCCUCCACUCCACCUGCGCCCACUCCACCUCCAGUUUGCAAACCCGGGCUCCACCUACUCCACCUCCUUGCAACCCAGCUCCACCUGUCCACCUCCAGCAGCAAAUCCAGCUCCACUUGCUGUCUGAGCAGCAAAUCCGGCUCCACCUAUCCCACCCCCAUUUGCAACCCAGUUUCCACCUGCGCCCACUCCCCUCCAUUUUGCAAUCCAGCUCCACCUGCGCCCACUCCACCUCCAGUUUGCAAAUCCAGCUCCACCUGCGUCUGA
This is a messenger RNA of Penaeus monodon (black tiger shrimp), 708 nucleotides long. RefSeq names its product formin-like protein 6. Bases 1 to 708 code for a protein of 235 amino acids. The record is from RefSeq and is a predicted model, not a curated record. The transcript has 2 exons. NCBI's taxonomy places the organism in Eukaryota, Metazoa, Arthropoda, Malacostraca, Decapoda, Penaeidae.